Schistosoma bovis is the source of this 2032-nucleotide messenger RNA. The record is from the annotation of a GenBank genome assembly. Lineage: Eukaryota; Metazoa; Platyhelminthes; Trematoda; Strigeidida; Schistosomatidae.
AUUUGGCGAUCUUAUCAAAUUCGGCGUUACAUCAGCUCGUUUGUGCUAGUCCAGGAUAAUUACAUUUUAUGAACUCCAGUAACUUCAUAACUCUUUUUAUUCGUGCUGCUGCAUAGAUUCAUGGAUCGUAAUACGAUUAUUUCAUUUUAUUGCAACCCUGCUUAGCGAUUUGUACUCACAGUUCUUCCCACUAAUUUUACCAAGUGUGUAAUGACGAUUGUCAGUUUUGUAUCAUACUUUUUGGGAGUGUGGGCUUCUGUCUAUUUGGUUGACAUAGCUCUGCGUACACAUUCAUACACGAGAAAUUGGUACACUGAGAUUAUUUCUCAGCUGGGGAUUUCGUUCAAUCUUCUACAAGCACGCUUAUUUACACAACGGUUGAACAAUAGUUUCCACUAUAUAUGCCGCUUCAAUUGUAUGCCUUGGAAUCUUUGGUUUUCUUGUGGUGUGAUAUUUGCUGCCAUAUCAAUGGUAGUAAGCAUUUGUCUGCUUACCCUGUUGGCUUACAACACCUUGAUGCGCAAACCUAUUGAAACUCAGGUUCUAAUUCCUGUGAUGCCGGGAAUAAACUUACCAACCAGUCAUUUGGGAUUUUAUGCUCUCACAUUGCUUAUAUGCGCAUUCAUACAUGAAGCAGGACACGCUCUCGCAGCUGUGCGUGAACGCGUUCGCCUUCAUGGAUUCGGAAUCUUUGUGUUUGGGUUUUAUCCGGGUGCAUUCGUUGACCUCAACACUGCAGAUCUUCAGAGUCUUUCACCGUUUUGUCAGCUUCGUGUAUAUUGCGCUGGUGUUUGGCACAAUGCCGUAAUUGCCGUAAUCAGCAUAAUUAUAUUUUACUUACUACCUUUCCUGUUAUCGCCUGGCUACCACGUAGGAACUGGGGUGGGUGUCACAUACUUAAGAGAGGAUUCUGUCGUCACAGGGUAUCGUGGGCUUGCUCUUGGUGAUGCUAUCACUCGGGUAAAUUCCUGCCCAGUAAAUCAGCAAUCUGAUUGGUUCAAAUGUUUAGAGGAGGCAUACAUUCAUCCAUCUGGCUACUGUGUUUCUGGAGCCUAUUUAAGCAUGAUAGAUAAUAAAGCCUCUGUUCCACGUCGUAGUUUAUCCGCGGUUGUUUCUGUCAAUAAAUUGGAUGAAAAUGAUAGUUUCGAAUCAGUCAGUAAUCAAAAUAAACUGAAUGAAGAUUGUUGCACAGUUCAGUCAGCGUCGACUCAUUUGUGUUUUACCUACAUAACACCUACAAAGCUGAGUUCUACAUCCCGAAGAUAUGCUUGCUUGCCGGCACGUGCUGUAACUGAGCGUACCAGCUGCAAUGUGACCUCUGAUUGUGGUAAUCUUGGCGCUAUGCGUGGCAAUAACAACGGAAUACAGAGCGAAUCACUGGGUGUCAUAUCUACUCGAUCAAUGUAUUGUGUUGUACCAAGCCCCCCAGACAAUUCCACUCGUCUAGUGCGCCUAGUGCAUAAUCGCCAUAAAGCCCCUGCAAUUCUUUUCUUGGGUCCAUUGGAAGAUCUUGUAGCUUCUAUAGGGGUUUCCGACUAUGUCCCACGUUGGCCUUCCAUACUUUCACCAAAUUUGCCUUCCUUCCUUGGAUUACUAUGCACGUAUCUGUUCUCAUUGUCCGGUGCCCUCGUGAUACUCAACGUUGUGCCUUGUUAUGCUCUUGACGGUCAAUGGAUUUUGAAAGCGUUCUUGGAUUUAUUUCUUCCAGGCAUAUUACCAUCACGCCCGAAAAGGAAUAUGGUUUUUACUGUUGUUCUUAUCCUUGGUAGUAGCCUUUUGGGACUAAAUCUAUUUCUCGCAAUUUUGUAUCUAUGUCUUCAGGCUAACUACACAGGUGGUCUGUCGAAUUCCAUAAGUCCAAUAACUUCUGUUAAUACCUGAAUAAAAUUUUAUGCGUUUAAUUGUAAAAAGUCCGAAACUGUGAUUCAUCACUCAGUAUAUUUUAUCUUUUUGCUGUCUGUGCCUUUAUAAAUCUAUUUUCUACUGAGUCAGGGUACAAAUCUUUUUUUUCCUAAGUAUACAUAUUUUUCUU